AUGACGCGCCCUUCUUGCCCUCCCGCAGACCCCGUUGGCCGAAUGAAAGAAGGGGCUUCUUCUUCAGUCGACGUCGAAGUCUCAUCAAGUAAUCCGCAGCCAACCGCGCCGGCAAGUGAUGCAGAUCUACGUCGUCUUGCCGAUGACUCGACCGACUCUGCGUUUGACGCGGUGGAAGACGUCCCCUCUUAUGCUGAUGCCGCGUCGCGAAUGCGGCGAUACUGGGGGCCGGAGGUGGUGUCGUCGCGCAAAGCGGAGAGGACUGCAUCGGUGAGCUCUGUUCGUGUUCCGGUGCCGUUGGGGGUUUCUCUCUUGGAGUCCGACACGCCCCUGAUCGACGUCGACGACUUCGCCCGACCCGCCGAGCCCGCGAUUGUGCGCGCCCGCAAUAUUAUUGCGUGGACGUUGCCGUCUGGGCGAACGCUGCGUUGCCUCGUCGACUCUGGUUCGGAAGUGGACUUGGUGGAUCAGGAUGUCGUGCGAACAGACCCGAGUUUCACGACGUCCCGCCUUACCGCGCCGCUGCACUUGCGCCUCGGCACUCGCGACAAAUCUGACCGCUGCGCCGUGUUUGCCAACGCCCUCUUCACGUCCGGUUCCCUCGACCUCGGCUUGCAGGCGUUUUUCAUUUGCCGUGUGACGGCAUAUGAUGCUAUCCUGGGUUUGCCGUUUCUGAAGGACACCGGCAUGCUGGUAGGCUGGGGCGUCUUCACCGUCGCACGGCCGGGCCCUUCGCAGCCGGUCGCCAAGGGCACUCACGAGUGGGAUCGCGCAGUCACGGUGGCGCCCAUCUGCUCCGGCUCUGCCAUUGGCUACGAUCACCCAGGGUUGCUUCCUGACGACGAGAUCAUUGGCCUCGAGCCGCACAACCCUCUGCUGGAUGUCGUCGACGACCCGGCGCUCGAGGAUUUGUCUGAGUCCGAAGCACGAACACGAUUGGCUGCCUUACUCGAGAAAUACUCUGAUGUGUUCGUAGAUUCGCUCCCAAUGGACCGACUCCCGCCUUAUCGACCCGUCAAUCACGAAAUCCCUUUGAUCGACCCCAACGAGAAGGUCAAGCCGAGGGUCUAUCCCCUUGCCGACAAAUAUCGUAGCCAGUGGGCGGAGCAUUCAGCUAAGUACACUCGCGGUCGCUUCUGGGUUUCUGGUCCGAUCGACUCUGCGGCUCCGGUCUUCGCCAUUCCGAAAAAGAACUCCCAGACCGCUCGCUUUGUGAUCGACCUCCGCGCUCGCAACAGCAACACCGCCAAGCGUUUUUCACCUAUCCCCGACAUGACCAGUGUUCGCUACGAAGUGGCACGUUCGCGCUACCGGUCCAAAUUCGACGUGGCCGCAGCGUUUGAGCAGGUGCGGGUCAUACCCGAGCACGUCGAUCGCACCGGCUUCGCCACGGUCACGGGCACGUACACGUCGCGGGUGAUGCAGUUUGGGGACACCAAUGCGCCCAACACCCUGAACUUGUUGACAUCGGCGAUGUUUCAGCCGUGCCUCUCGUUUGCCAAGAUCUUUUUCGACGAUGUUCACGUCCAUUCCGAUACUCGUCGCGCGCACUUAAGACACAUCGAGAUUUUGCUGAUGACACUGCGACAUUAUCGGUUCUACUUAGGAUCCAACAAAUCCGAGUGGUUCUCAAAGUCGUUAGAUUCCUUGGGCGCGAUCAUCUCCGACGACGGCAUCGAGGUCGACCCGGCCAAGUGGGAGCGUAUCCGACAGUGGCCGACUCCACACAACAAGACCGACGUUCAGCGUUUCCUCGGCACCGUGAAUUGGAUGCGAGAUCACCUGCCCCACCUCUCGAUCACCUUGGAGCCCAUCACCGCAUUAUUAGCGCAAUCGACGUCGUGGCGUUGGAACGAGCGCGAGCAGCAGGCCUUCGACACCGUCAAGUCCCUCGUGCCAGCAACACUGCGACCGAUCGACGGCGCUAAGGUCACCUCCGGCGAGCACAAAAUCUACUUGUUCACCGAUGCCAGUCGUGUUGGCAUUGGCGCUUGCCUGGCCUCGGGCCCCACUCGUUCGCAGGCCAUUCCUACGCGAUUCUUCUCCGCUAAGUUCAAUGGCGCUCAGCUCAAUUAUCACGUCACUGAUAAGGAGUUCUUAGCCGUCGUUUCGGCGUGUCGGGCGUUCGAGCAGCACUUGAUCGGUUACCCCUUCGUCAUCGUCACCGACCACCAAGCCCUUCGCACGAUUAAAACGCAGAAGUUACGCCAAACACCCCGGCACAUCCGCAUGUGUCUCGAACUCAGCCGUUUCGACUUCGAAUUCGAAUUCAUUGCGGGCAAGAACAACUCCCUUGCCGAUUCGUUGUCACGCUUGUGGGAAGUCAAGGAGGGAUCGCCCGAGGAUCAGGUCAAGGAGAAUGAGUUGGAGGAUAUGUUCUUUGAUGGAGAACGCCACGGAUUCACUACACACGGUGAGAGCCUCCCUGAGGAACGUCCUUACACCUCACCAUCUCCCGAUCGGUUGCCUCCUGUUGAUUUUGCCUUCGGGCCCCAACGCGACGAUUGCGAGGCAGGCUCUCCCGGAUACUACGCGCUCAAGGACGAAUCGCAAGACGAGGACGUGAAUGGACGGGAUUUAGGGAAUUUGUUCUUGAAGGAAGAAUGCCACGAGUUCACUACACCUGGUGAGAGCCUCCCUGAGGAACGUCCUUACACCUCACCUUCGCACGAUCGGUUGCCCCCUGUUGAUUGUGCCUUCGGGCCCUGGGAUCACGGCUACGACGCAGGCUCUCCCGGUUCCCAUCGUCUGGCCGAGAACAUUAUGGACGCCGUCGACUCUUCUACCGGCCCCCUUUCUCCUCCCAUCGCCGUCAAUCGAGUUCAUGCUAUCGCCGCGGCCCCCGCCAACGACGCGCCCAUUCCAGUCGAUGCCGACGCCGAUGAACUCGACUUACUGGGAGCCGCCGCCGAUGAGGUCAACGACGCCCCUGUAGUCCAUCGACCGCCCGACCCGCUGCCGCAACCUUUCCUCGACGCCGUCAUCCGAGCCUACGCCCACGAUUCGCAAGCCCAAGUCAUUGUUGACGACCCGCUGUCAUGGCCGAUGUUUCGGGUGACCGAGGAAGGGAGGAUCUUGCGUGUACAUCCAGAUGAGUCUCUUUCCCUGUUUGUGCCUCGCGGUCUCGCUACCGGCGUUGUCGACUCCGACAAGCUCCCAUCGCUGCGCGAGCUCGUGCUUUCGGAGAUCCAUCGGAGCGUCGGGCACGCGGGACAUCGCAUCACCUUGGCCGCCAUACGUCCUUUGUAUUGGUGGUCGUCCAUGUCUGCCGAUUGCGCCAAGUUCUGCCAUUCAUGCGAAGAUUGUGCCCGAGGCAAAGCGUCCACUCAAGUCCCUUAUGGCCGACUGCAUCCGAUGCCGAUCCCUUCUGGCCCAUGGGAACAAGUGGCCAUCGACUUCAUGACGGGACUGCCUCCGGUCGAGUUCGAAGGGAUGAUGGUCGCUCAAAUCAUGGUGGUCACUGACACUUGGGGCAAGAUGUAUGAGACGUUCACCACUACUGUCAGGAGAGGUUGA
This is a messenger RNA of Microbotryum saponariae, 3516 nucleotides long. Lineage: Eukaryota; Fungi; Basidiomycota; Microbotryomycetes; Microbotryales; Microbotryaceae. The record is from the annotation of a GenBank genome assembly.